CAAAAUACGUACGAAGGCCCACGAGCCUCACCGAUUCUCGAUCACGUCGCUGGCCCAAAGCAGCAUAAAGAGUGGAAAAUUACACAUGAAUACUUUUUUUUUAUAUAAAAUAAGUUUCAUAAGUAUUGAUUGCGGCAUUGAGAAAGAUCGUUUUUACUAUGACGAUUCUACCGGUAUACCAUACACAUCUGAUGCGCAGUUUAUAGACAGUGGUGUGAACAAUAACAUUUCACAAGAUUACAUCACAAACUCAUUGCCCGCACAGUUGUUAAGCCUCAGAAGCUUUCCAAGUGGAAGUAGGAAUUGCUACACUUUAUCAGUAUCGUCUGGUGUUAAGUACUUACUAAGAGCUUCAUUCUUAUACGGGAACUAUGAUGGCCUAAACAAUGCAGAACCAGACAAUCCAAUGCUAUUUGAUCUCGUGUUAGGGGUCAAUCUGUGGAAAACAAUAAACAUUUCUGAUGCAUCCAUUAUCUACACAGCUGAAGCUCUGACUGUGGCUGAAUUCGAUCUUAUAUCAGUGUGCUUGGUGGAUACAAAUUCUGGAACUCCUUUUAUAUCAUUACUCGAAUUGAGAGCAUUGAAGACCUCUCUUUAUCCAGCAGUGAAUGCAUCUAGUUCUCUGGUUCUCUGCCGCAGAUUGAAUGUUGGGUCAUCAAAAAAUCAACUACAUAGGUACCCUGAGGACCCUUAUGAUCGCCUCUGGGAACCCUAUACAUAUUCACCCUACUGGACUUCAAUAUCCACCACCUUCAAUGUCGAAAAUCCUCCAAAGGAUGUAUUUGAGGUUCCUUCCUCAGUUCUACAGACAGCAGUAAUGCCAACAAAUGCCACCAGCUUGAAAUUCUAUUGGGAUGCUAUAAGGGAAAGGGACGGCACAUUUUCUCAAUAUCAUCUUUUCAUGCACUUUGCUGAAAUACAGUCCAAUGCUUCAAACAGAACAAGUAUCUUUAAUGUUCACUUAAAUGGAGAUCUCUGGGAUGGCCCUUUCGCUCCGAACUAUCUUUCUAGUGGCCACAUUUACACUACUACACCUGGAUCACUGUAUCAGUACAAUAUAUCGAUCAACCAGGCUAACACUUCUGUACUACCUCCCAUCCUUAAUGCUGUGGAGAUCUAUUCCUUAAUCAAACUCAAAGAAUUGGCAACUGACUUCAGGGACAUUGUUGCUAUAAUGGCAAUCAAGGCACAUUUUCAGAUCAAGAGAAAUUGGAUGGGUGAUCCAUGCGCACCAAGAAAUUUUGUUUGGGAAGGCUUGAUUUGUAGCUAUAGUAUCUAUGCCCCACCGAGGAUCACAACUUUAAACCUUUCAUCCAGUGGGCUUACUGGUGAAAUACCUGCUACUUUGGCAAAUCUCAGUGAAAUCAAGUAUUUGGAUUUGUCUUACAACAAUUUAACUGGGGAAAUACCUGAUUUUCUAGCUAAAUUGACUUCUCUCCAACUUCUAAUUUUGACAGGAAACCAACUCAAUGGAUCGAUCCCUCCAGCGCUCCUCGGGAGAUCCACAGAUGGGCCUUUGAUAUUAAGUAUUGAAGACAAUUCUCCUCCAUGUGAUGUUGAGAAUUCAUGUAAUAAUAAGAAGAACAUUGCACCCCUCCGCGAGAUAUUCUUGGCAACUGCCUUGCUACUCUCUCUCCUGAUCGUAUUCUAUCUGCUGAGGAUGAGAAAAAAGGAGAAAGCAGAAUUGGUUUCAGAUACUAUUGUAAAGCUCCAGAAGGAAGGCUCGCAGAAGGCUCCAAUUCAAUCUGAGAGUCGGCAAUUUACAUAUGGAGAGUUGGAAAACAUCACUAACAACUUCGAGCUACAGAUUGGCAAAGGAGGUUUCGGGACUGUCUUCCAUGGAUAUUUGGAUGGCGGUACUCAAGUUGCAGUGAAGAUGCGCUCUCAAACAUCGUCUCAAGGCUCUAAGGAGUUUAUGUGUGAGGCUCAACUCUUGACAAGGGUUCAUCACAGGAACCUUGUUCCUUUGAUUGGCUACUGCAAUGAUGACCACUACCUUGCCCUCGUCUAUGAGUACAUGUCUGAAGGAAGCUUGGAGGAUCAUAUGAGAGGUAAAACAGACAGUACCAGAGUCAUAGGUUGGGAAGAGCGCCUAAGAAUUGCCAUUGAAGCUGCACAAGGGCUAGAGUACCUGCAUAAGGGAUGCAAGCCACCAGUAAUUCAUAGAGAUGUGAAGACCAGCAAUAUACUUCUGAGCGAGAAGCUGGAAGCAAAGCUAGCAGAUUUCGGUCUAUCGAAAUCUUUUCACGAGUCCCUCACUCAUGUAUCGACAGCAGUGGUUGGCACUGUUGGCUACCUUGACCCUGAGUACUACAGUACUUUCAAACUUAGUGAGAAAAGCGACGUAUAUAGCUUUGGGGUAGUCCUUCUCGAGCUCAUCACAGGCCAACGUGCUGUACUCCCGAGACCGGAGAAGUGCCACAUAAGCCACUGGAUGCGACAGAGGCUCGCUAAUGGAAACAUCAGUGAUUUUGUCGAUACAAGGAUGCAGGAGGUGUAUGAUGUGAACUCGAUUUGGAAAGUGGCAGAUUUAGCCAUGAAAUGCACAGCAGCAACCUCUUCUAGAAGGCCAAACAUGGCCUAUGUUGUAGCUAGGCUUAAGGAAGCAUUAGCGAUGGAGGCAUCAUCGCAGGAUAGGAGCUAUGAAAUGUCUGUGCAAGCUAGUGAAUCGAGUGAGAGUGAGACAUCUGAUGUUGCUCGUGGUGGAAGGAUAAAUCGAGUUGGUGGUCCAGCAGGAAGAUGAGAUGGAGGUAGUUUUCAAUUGGCUUGCAAAUAUUUGAGAUUUGCAAGUAUAGGUAGUUUUCAAAUUGUUUUUAAAUGUUUUUAGGUUUUUUCAGUUCCAAAUAUAUUGUGUUUUUGCCAUUGAGACUUGGCUCAAUAAUGGAAUGCGGUCGGAGAUUAGGAAGGUCUCUGAUUCAAGUCCUUCAACUAGCAAAUGAAAUGUUUAGCUUCUAAAUGAAUUGAUGAAUCUCGUCCUUCUCUCAGAUAGAAGAUUGCCGUGUGCUCUGCUCACUGUUCUAGUUCAUCAUCUGAACUCACAUAUAACGUUACUAGUUGCCCAAAAUGUGAAAACUUGAAGGAGAUUUCAUUUGAAUAACUACGGCUUCACUGAUCUUGCAGACAAAUUUGUUCACAGAAAACACAUGUUACAUCAAACG
Asparagus officinalis (garden asparagus) is the source of this 3158-nucleotide messenger RNA. RefSeq names its product probable LRR receptor-like serine/threonine-protein kinase At1g05700. The transcript is spliced from 13 exons. Gene Ontology annotation, biological process: protein phosphorylation. The coding region runs from base 86 to 2743 and encodes 885 amino acids. NCBI's taxonomy places the organism in Eukaryota, Viridiplantae, Streptophyta, Magnoliopsida, Asparagales, Asparagaceae. Gene Ontology annotation, molecular function: protein binding; protein kinase activity; ATP binding. The record is from RefSeq and is a predicted model, not a curated record.